This is a messenger RNA of Chara braunii, 1525 nucleotides long. The record is from the annotation of a GenBank genome assembly. Lineage: Eukaryota; Viridiplantae; Streptophyta; Charophyceae; Charales; Characeae.
GCUGAUGUCCGUGGUACACACUGCGGAGGCCUUGGGCGGGUGAGGAGGGGUGGGUGAAAAGCGCGGUCACCCCGAACUUCAAAAAUUCUAAUUCGAAUUCUCGCGGAUGCAAGGCGGCAGGGGUGGAGGAAGGCCAGGCAACGCGUGUGACGUACAAAAGACGGCGCUGGCGAACCAUUCGGCGCAGGUAUCCAUCUCCCGUAUCCACACAAGUUGUGGCCAGCAGGGGCAACUUCCGGCAAGGUGCAUCCUUGCCUCUGCCGUGUGUGCUGUCCUGUGCAAGCGUAGAGCAGCGGGCGCGUCGUCGACUCCGGCGUACGCCAUCUCCUGUUGCAGCGUACGGCAGCGGACGCAUCUACAGGUCCAGCGUGCGUGGUCUCUCUUCGCUUGGUUCAGCAGCGGGCGUGUCUUCGGCGGCUGUGGCAGGCGUCACGCUGUGGGGGCAGAACGAUUCCCAGAGAUGGACGUUCGGGGCAGCGGGCACGGUCUGCGAGAAGAGGAGAUCGACGCGGUGGCGAUGGCGGUUACUGUCGUCGUCGUGAACACAAUGGGCGGCAUGUCGUCGUCCUCAAACGACAUGCUGAUGCAGCUCCGAAAACGAAGAGCGCUGUUGCAGCGCAUUGCCGAAGCGCUGGAUUGUGUGGCCACGUGUGAGGCAGUCGUCCAGUUGUGUGCCGCGCUGUCAUCUGGCGUUUUCCCGCGGCAGACCCCGCGUUGGUGGAUUAAACGAUGGACUGGCAGAACAUGGGAGGAUCUCCGCCUCUGUGAUAACGCGACAGACGAGUACUACCGGCAGAAGUUGCGCAUGUCGAUGGCCAUGUUCAGGAAGAUCGUAGUCGCGUGCGCCGCGUACGUGGAGAAGAAGGUGACGCACUAUAGGAUGCCAUUGCUAGUGGAGCAGGUGAUCGCUUUCGCGUUGUACUACAGGUGGGCGUCAGGAGAGUCGUACGAGAGCGGCACGUCGGCCUUCGGCAUCGGCACGGCAACUGGACUGCAGGCUGUCCACGACGUCACUUCGACGCUGCUGCAAGCGUACCCCGACGCGAUCAAGUGGCCAGUUGGGCGUAGACGUGCGCAGAUUCUGCGUGCAUUCCGUGACAAGGGUUUCCCGAACUGCUUCGGCGCGAUCGAUUGUACACACAUCUACAUUGACAAGCCAGUCGGCGCACCUUCGGACAACUACUACGACCGCAAACAUAAGUUCUCCGUGCAGGCGCAGGUGGUGGUGGAUUUGGAUCUGCGGAUCCUCGACGUCCACAUCGGAUACUCGGGAAGUGUGCACGAUGUCCGUGUCCUGUACAAUUCCCAACUGUGGAGGCGUGCAGAAGCUAGCGAGCUGUUUGAAGGCUUGCACCACUUUGUUGUUGUUGCGGGCGGUUUGCAGCAGGCGCGGCGGGCUUCUGUACUGGAUACACCUUCGCGGCGGGGACGACAUAUAGACGGGUUCGGAUGCGCAGGACUUAAGUAGUCUCUCGUAGAUGGACCUCCCGCGACGUCGCUUCUCUAUGGCGGGAAAUAACAUCGU